AUGGACAAAAUUCAGAACAUCUUUGCUGGCCUGACGGGGCAAGAGAAGACUGGGUUUAUGGACUCAUCCCAGCCGUCUCUCUAUGUUGCAGCGGGCGCCAUUGCGUUCAAUCCAAUUUUCUGGAACAUCGUCGCCCGACAAGAGCACAAAACUCACUUCUUGACCAAGACCUUUGGCUCACCUCAUUAUGGCUGCUACGCUCUAGCAGUGACUAUCUUCGCCAUCGGCGUCAUUCGAGACUCCCUCUACAAGACCGCGCUGGAGCAGCAGCCAAUCUAUCCACCAUUACAUCAGCCGGAAGUCGGGGUGGUCCUCUUUCUUACCGGCAAUGUGCUCGUGCUGUCCAGUAUGUGGGCACUGGGCGUCACCGGGACGUACCUGGGUGAUUACUUUGGCAUCUUAAUGGAUCACAAAGUUGAAGGAUUUCCGUUCAAUGUCACCGACGCACCAAUGUACUGGGGAAGCACACUCUCAUUCUUGGGCACCGCUUUGUAUUAUGGUCGCACGGCCGGCGUGCUACUGACUUUGGAGGUGUUUGUGAUGUAUCUCGGUGCACUGCGAUUCGAAGAUCCCUUCACGGCGGCAAUCUAUGCGAAGAAGGAAGCGAGGCCUGUAACCCGGUCAAUGACCAAGCAGAAAGAACGAAAGAAGGCAUGA
This is a messenger RNA of Cladophialophora immunda, 657 nucleotides long. RefSeq lists its product as uncharacterized. Lineage: Eukaryota; Fungi; Ascomycota; Eurotiomycetes; Chaetothyriales; Herpotrichiellaceae. Bases 1 to 657 code for a protein of 218 amino acids. Gene Ontology annotation, biological process: phosphatidylcholine biosynthetic process. The record is from RefSeq and is a predicted model, not a curated record. The transcript is spliced from 5 exons. Gene Ontology annotation, molecular function: S-adenosylmethionine-dependent methyltransferase activity.